Molecule: messenger RNA, 1693 nt
Organism: Carya illinoinensis
Lineage: Eukaryota; Viridiplantae; Streptophyta; Magnoliopsida; Fagales; Juglandaceae
Exons: 2
Coding region: 137-889 (250 amino acids)
Source: RefSeq, a predicted model, not a curated record
GUUGCCACCCAUGGUUGGGAGGUAAAAAAAACAAGCUUUUUUUGAUAUAAAACAAAGAGUGUGGCAGAAGUUACUGGUAUGGAAGGGGAAUCUGUUAUCUCAAGGGAGUAGGGAGGUGCUUAUAAAAGCUGUAGCUAUGUCUAUUCCUACUUAUGCUAUGAGUUGCUUUUUGUUUCCUAAAACUUUGUGUCAUGAGUUAGAGAUGAUGAUGGCAAAAUUUUGGUGGGGUGAUCAAUCUCGGGAAAACAAAAUACAUUGGUGUAGAUGGGAGAAGUUGUGUGUUUCAAAAUUCCAAGGUGGGAUGGGUUUUCGAGACCUUCAUCUUUUUAAUUUAGCCCUUUUGGCAAAGCAAGGGUGGAGGCUUUUAAGAAAUGAGGAUUCUCUUCUUUACAAGGUUUAUAAAGCCAAGUAUUUUCCGAAUUCAAGCUUAUUUGAUUCCAAAGUUUGUGCUAGUUCAUCUUAUGUUUGGAAGGGAAUUUGGGAAGCUCUUGAUUGUUUGAGAAAAGGUUGUAGGUGGCGUGUGGGGAAUGGGCAAACUGUUCGUAUCUUUAAGGAUCCAUGGUUACCGGAUUGUUCAAGUGUUUCAGCUUUGGUUGAGGUUGAUGAAAACUUAAAAGUUCAUUCCUUGAUAGAUGCAAGCACAGGUUGGUGGAAUGUUCAAAUGAGUCAACAUCUUUCAAAUGGGCAGUCUUCUAGUGGCAGUUCUGAAGCUGUGUUUUGGAAGUCAUUAUGGCAUCUGAAACUUCCUAAAAAGAUGAAGGUUUUUGCAUGGAGGGCGUGUCAGGAGAAGCUUCCAACCUACCUGAAUCUGAAGAAGAAACAUGUUUUGGAUGAUGCAACCUGUGUGCUAUGUAAUCAAGGUAUGGAAGAUGCUGCUCAUGCUUUGUAGUUUUGUUCGGAAGUAAGGAAUGUGUGGGGGGUUUUUUGUUCUCAAAUGGAUAACAUGCAAUCUGAGUUAUCCUUUUGGGAUCUGGCAAAUUUGGCCCGAGUUAGAGGCUCUGAUUCUUUGUUGGCCAGAUUUGUAGCUAUAACGUGGGGCCUUUGGUAUAGAAGGAAUAAAAGGAUUUAUGAGAAUAUUUCUAUGCAUUUUAAUGUGACUGUUAAUAAUGCACUUUCUUUACAACAAGAAUAUGAACAGGUGCAGCUGUUUGAUGUUUCAAAUCAGAAGAUUAGCAAGGUGGUAAGAUGGCAUCCUCCUCCGAAUGAUUUUCUGAAAUUGAACAUUGAUGGGGCCACUUUUCCUGAACAUUCUGUUGCUGGGGUUGGAGUGGUGUUGAGGAAUCAUAAUGGGGAGGUUGUCGUGGCUUGUUCUAAGGUAGAGAAAGAAGUCUCCUCUGCUGAGUUCAUAGAGGCAGUUGCGCUUCUUAGAGGUUUACAGCUGUGUGUUCAAUGGGGUGUCCCAAAGCUUAUGCUUGAAACCGACUGUUUGAUUUUGGUUAAUGCUUUGAAUGAAAAUUCUGAAUGUUUAACAGAUUUUGCAUUUAUUCUUCAAGACAUACGAAGACUAAUGGAGGGCUUCCAAGAAGUUAAAGUUGUGCAUGUCAACCGUUUAGGCAAUUUGGUGGCUCAUCUUUUGGCAAGACAUGCUUUGUUGAUUGAUGAUAUUUGUAUGUGGUGGGAUUAUUGUCCUUCUUUUGUUAGUCAAGCUAUAUGGCUUGAUAAACUUGCUAUUUGUAAGGAUAUUUGAGUUGAA